CAGGAAGUAGCCUGUGUUCUCAGGACCUGGCAACUGGCUGACUGGGGGAGCCUGGAGGCUGAAGGCUGGAGCUGAGAUGGCCUUGGCAGAAGACCUGGAGAAGGAGCUGGAGACCACGGCCCAGGAAGUGCUGGGGAAACUGAGGAGCCGUCAGCUGUUCCAGUCCAGGUGGGACACUGCUGCCUUCAUCAUCUUUCUCAUCUUCCUUGGCACUGUGUUGCUGCUGCUGCUGCUUGUUUGCAUCCACUGCUGCUGCUAUAGCUGCUGCAGCCGCCGCACCUCCAGAUCCCAGAAGGUGAGCCCCGAUCAGGAACACCGCAGGGGUGUGGAUAACUUGGCCCUGGAACCUUAACACACCGAGCCCCCCAGCCCCUCUGCCCGUGUGUCCUGCUGGGCAACAGGAACAAUGCCUUGUUUGUCCAGAACCUGAGUCUGGAGUGUGUUCUGAGCCUCCGGUCAAGGGGUGGGCAGUGUGGGAACUCAGUGCUUUAUCCAGAUGCCCACCUGCUCCCUCACAGCUUUCAGCCUACACGACGGCCACCAGACCCUGAAUCACCAGCAACUGCCCAUGGGAGGGGAAGCUGGGGCCCAACUCAGGGGCCGGAACCCCCAGGCAGAACCCUUGUUCCCAUCCCACUCAGCCCCGUGGCAGCCCGGAGGACCCCCUCAAAGGUGGUGUGGGGAGGCCAAGGGCUCAGUCACUGGGUACCCCACUCAGGUCCUGAGUAUCAGGGAUCCCCAGCCUGGUCCUCACUCAGACAGACAGACGCUCCAGGUAAAGUGGGGUGAUCUUUAUUUCCUAGAGGCCUUGUCAGGGAUGCUGAGCAAACGCAUUCUAGGACACCAUAGCUCACGGUGGGUGGCUUCUGUCUGCUCUCCUAACUCACAGCUUAGGGUCGCCACCCACUCCUCACCCUCCAUGGAGGGGGUGUGCAUGGCUACCCUUCACCAUCCAAGGUCAGCUCAGAAAGCAGAAAAAGGAGGCGGAAGGAGAGCCCUGGGGUUGGCCCCACCCAGAGUCCAAAGGUUUCUGCCUGCAGGGAGGGAGGAUUUGGAAUGUGGGCCACAUCUCUGCUCCGCCUUUCCUGACCACCCCCCUCCGCAAAAUGAAAAGCAAGCCUUCAUCCCUUC
Messenger RNA from Lynx canadensis (Canada lynx), 1131 nucleotides. RefSeq names its product small integral membrane protein 22 (gene SMIM22). Lineage: Eukaryota; Metazoa; Chordata; Mammalia; Carnivora; Felidae. The coding region runs from base 77 to 352 and encodes 91 amino acids. Gene Ontology annotation, biological process: regulation of cell population proliferation. The transcript has 4 exons. The record is from RefSeq and is a predicted model, not a curated record.